CGCCGAAUCUUUAGUCAGUGCCAGCAUUUCAAACCGUUGCGACAGCUUACGUUCUUCACGGAAAGAAAGAAAGGAAGCCCAUUAGGGAACAUUACUACACGUUCUCCACUUCCACCAGUGCUUUCCCCCUUCUGCAACAGGAAGCUGAUAUUGGUUCGAAACUGCCCCUCGUUACAGUUCAGAGAGAAUACUGCCAAGUGCCAAUUGAAGAGUUGUUCUGCAGCGAGCAGUCAGUGUGUGCAGGUUCUGAUUGAAGAGUGUGUUAAGAGUGCGUAUUGCAAGGUGUAGAAAAGAAUUAUCAUACUUAGUACAAAGUUUAGCAAAGUACCUGAUAAGCUUAAAGCAAAACAACCACAACAUCAUGUCAGCAUCGCCAAUCGCACGCCAAGCCUGCAGCCAAACGCAGGCUAUUCCAUCCAAGAGAGUUCUCAUCCAUGACGCCUCCGAACUGCCGGAUCUCUACUCGUCGACACCCGGUGGAACUCUGUAUUCCACAACUCCAGGAGGUACCCGCAUCGUCUACGAACGUGCCUUCUUGAUGAAUCUGAAAAACUCUCCACUGGCACGCACCCCACCGUCUAACCUUAAUAACCUACCUCACAACAUUCUCCGAAACGGAACGACCGGUGUCACCAGCAAGCCGAAGCCGCAGCAACAACCGCAGAACUCGCCGCCCAAGUUCGAUGAACACCAAGAGCAGUUCGACAUGGACCUGUAGAUUCGGCUGCCGGGACGCUGUGUUCCACAGAGAGUUCUUUGUUACUAAUGGAUAAUUCAACUUCUACGUUAAGAUGAUUCACGAUAUAAACUUUAUAAGUUUAUCCUACUUUAUCGUUUGUAAGAUUAAUGUUAGCGGACAAAUGCUGCUUUGCAACACCCAAAAGAGCAUACUGAUUCGAGGAAACGGAAACCAUAUUUUAGGUUCGUCGAGCCGAUGAACUCAAUACAGCGUGCAAAGACUGCUAUACGCCAUCUACAUAGUUCGCCAUCUAAACUGAUGAAUGUAAGGCAACCUCAUGAACCAAGACAGAGUACAUAUGACGCCUUGCGAGAGUGCACGCCCGAGGACGAUCAUUCUUCUGUUUUGUCGAAUUGGGUUAUAACACGUUUAUCCUAUUCUUUCUACUCGUGUAUCCCCCGACGACAGUCAACACAUGCUGUGCUGUCACUGGCCAACAGUACGGGAAGUUUGUGAUACUGGAUGGCUGAUCCAACCAACCAUCCAACUUCUAGGGACUAAUGUUUGGUUUAGAAGCAAAACAAGUAAGAAAACUAAAACCGUUUAAGUAUCAGAAAACAAAUUGUUAGAUGUUAGUAAUUUUGAGUGGAAUUGAAGUCAACACCAUCUUCCAACAAAGAGAACAAACCGAACAGUUCUCAAAACAGUCAUUUGAUUUGUAUGGAACUCUAUUAUUGCCGCUUUCCAAUUUCGAGACUAUAGGUUUCAAAAUCAGCUAGGAAUAAUGAUAACAAAUAUCGCUGUAAAAACUGUCUAUGCAUUGCAAGGUCAAUCAUUGAUACGAUAUCAUGAUAGCAAUAG
This is a messenger RNA of Aedes aegypti (yellow fever mosquito), 1540 nucleotides long. It is a transcript of the gene Thor, whose product is annotated as eukaryotic translation initiation factor 4E-binding protein 1. Gene Ontology annotation, cellular component: cytoplasm. Bases 362 to 718 code for a protein of 118 amino acids. Gene Ontology annotation, molecular function: eukaryotic initiation factor 4E binding. The record is from RefSeq and is a predicted model, not a curated record. The transcript is spliced from 2 exons. Gene Ontology annotation, biological process: negative regulation of translational initiation. NCBI's taxonomy places the organism in Eukaryota, Metazoa, Arthropoda, Insecta, Diptera, Culicidae.